CCUGGCGAGCAUGGGCGGCGCGGAGUGACGCCGCCGUGCCCGCUUGGCAUCAAGGACAUUCAGCCCGCGGGGGUGGGGACGAAGGGGGCGGCCCCGCGUCGCCACCGCAGCCCCCGAGAGCCGCCGCUACUGCUCGGGCUCCAGGGCUGGGUGGGUGGGGAAAGGGGUGCUUGGAAGCGAGCCGCAUUUCCCGACCUUUUUGUUGGACAUUCUGCCCACCUUGGACGCCGCCAGAGGAGCUGUCAAGCCCCGUAGGCUCUGAUUUCGCCCUCCGUUUCCCUGGCCUCCCCCCGGGUUCCCCGUGCCUCGGUGGAGUAUUCGCGUUCGUUGGUUCGGGGCUGGGGCUGGAGGAGGCAGCCACACGCGCGCACACGCACACGUUCAGAGGAGGGCGAGAGGCAGCGGCACCGGCACCAUCUGCAGUGUCAAUGCGGCGCUCCCGCUGAAGCAGGCAAAGCGGCGCUUGCAGGGAGCCUGCACUCCUCCCUCGACACUGCUGUGCUGAGUGUGACUGUGACCCGAGGACACAUCUCUGAAAUGAAAGCCAUGCCUUGGAAUUGGACCUGCCUGCUCUCCCACCUCCUAAUGGUGGGGAUGGGCUCCUCCACUCUACUCCCCCAGCAGCCACCCCUGCUGCCCCAGAAGCGGUCUUUUGUCACGUUCCGCGGGGAGCCCGCCGAGAGCUUCAACCACCUGGUGGUGGACGAGAGGACAGGGCACAUUUAUGUGGGGGCCGUCAAUCGGAUCUACAAGCUCUCCAGCGACUUGAAGGUCCUGGUGACCCACCAGACUGGGCCGGACGAGGACAACCCCAAGUGCUACCCUCCCCGCAUUGUCCAGACGUGCAACGAGCCCCUGACCACCACCAACAAUGUCAACAAGAUGCUCCUGAUAGACUACAAGGAGAACAGGCUGAUUGCUUGCGGGAGCCUGUACCAAGGCAUCUGCAAGCUCCUCAGGCUGGAGGACCUCUUCAAGCUGGGGGAGCCUUUUCACAAGAAGGAGCACUACCUGUCGGGGGUCAACGAGAGUGGCUCUGUCUUUGGGGUGAUCGUCUCCUACAACAACCUGGAUGACAAGCUCUUCAUUGCCACGGCUGUGGACGGGAAGCCGGAGUAUUUCCCCACCAUCUCCAGCCGGAAACUGACCAAGAACUCAGAGGCGGAUGGCAUGUUCGCAUAUGUCUUCCACGAUGAGUUUGUGGCCUCGAUGAUCAAGAUUCCUUCGGACACUUUCACCGUCAUCCCCGACUUUGAUAUCUACUACGUCUACGGCUUCAGCAGCGGCAACUUUGUCUACUUUUUGACGCUUCAGCCUGAGAUGGUGUCUCCCCCUGGCUCCACCACAAAGGAGCAGGUUUAUACGUCCAAGCUCGUGAGGCUUUGUAAGGAGGACACGGCCUUCAACUCCUACGUGGAGGUCCCCAUUGGCUGUGAGCAUGGCGGGGUGGAGUACCGCCUGCUGCAGGCCGCCUACCUGUCCAAAGCUGGGGCCGUGCUCGCCCGGACCCUCGGGGUUCGCCCAGAGGACGACCUCCUCUUCACCGUCUUCUCCAAAGGCCAGAAGCGGAAAAUGAAAUCCCUGGACGAGUCGGCCCUGUGCAUCUUCGUCCUGAAGCAGAUCAAUGACCGCAUUAAGGAACGGCUGCAGUCCUGCUAUCGGGGCGAGGGCACGCUGGACCUGGCCUGGCUCAAGGUGAAGGACAUUCCCUGCAGCAGCGCGCUCCUAACCAUUGAUGACAACUUCUGUGGCCUGGAUAUGAAUGCCCCCCUGGGUGUGUCUGAGAUGGUGCGUGGCAUCCCCGUCUUCACGGAGGACAGGGACCGCAUGACUUCUGUCAUCGCAUACGUCUACAAGAAUCAUUCUCUGGCCUUCGUGGGCACCAAGAGUGGCAAGCUGAAGAAGAUCCGGGUAGAUGGGCCCAGGGGCAAUGCCCUCCAGUACGAGACGGUGCAGGUGGUGGACCCCGGCCCCGUCCUCCGGGACAUGGCCUUCUCCAAGGACCACAAGCAGCUCUACAUCAUGUCGGAAAGGCAGCUCACCAGAGUCCCUGUGGAGUCCUGUGGUCAGUAUCGGAGCUGCGGCGAGUGCCUUGGCUCAGGCGAUCCCCACUGUGGCUGGUGUGUGCUCCACAACACGUGCACCCGGAAGGAGCGCUGUGAGCGGUCCAGAGAGCCCCGCAGGUUCGCCUCUGAGAUGAAGCAGUGCGUCCGGCUGACCGUCCAUCCCAGCAACAUCUCCGUCUCUCAGUACAAUGUCCUGCUGGUCCUGGAGACGUACAAUGUCCCAGAGCUGUCAGCUGGUGUCAGCUGCACCUUCGAGGACCUGUCAGAGAUGGACGGGCUGGUGGUAGGCAGUCAGAUCCAGUGCCACUCCCCAGCAGCCAAGGAGGUGCCCCAGAUCAUCACGGAGAACGGGGACCACCAUGUCGUCCAGCUGCAGCUCAAGUCGAAGGAGACAGGCAUGACCUUUGCCAGCACCAGCUUUGUCUUCUACAACUGCAGCGUCCACAAUUCGUGCCUGUCCUGCGUGGAGAGCCCAUACCGCUGCCACUGGUGUAAAUACCGGCAUGUCUGCACCCAUGACCCCAAGACUUGCUCCUUCCAGGAAGGCCGGGUGAGGCUGCCUGAGGACUGCCCGCAGCUGCUGCGAGUGGACAAGAUCCUGGUGCCCGUGGAGGUGAUCAAGCCCAUCACCCUCAAGGCCAAGAACCUCCCCCAGCCGCAGUCGGGGCAGCGCGGGUACGAGUGCGUCCUCAGCAUCCAGGGCAGCGAGCAGAGGGUGCCCGCCCUGCGCUUCAACAGCUCCAGCGUGCAGUGCCAGAACACCUCUUAUUCCUACGAAGGGAUGGAGAUCAACAACCUGCCGGUGAAGCUGACAGUCGUGUGGAACGGGCACUUCAACAUUGAUAACCCAGCUCAGAACAAAGUUCACCUCUACAAGUGCGGCGCCAUGCGUGAGAGCUGCGGGCUGUGCCUCAAGGCGGACCCGGACUUCGAAUGCGGCUGGUGCCAGGGCCAGGGCCAGUGUACCCUCCGGCAGCACUGCCCCAUCCACGAGAGCCACUGGCUGGAGCUGUCGGGCACCAACAGCAAGUGCACGAACCCCCGCAUCACAGAGAUAAUCCCAGUGACAGGCCCCCGGGAAGGGGGCACCAAGGUCACCAUCCGAGGGGAGAACCUGGGCCUGGAAUUCCGGGACAUCGCCUCCCAUGUCAAGGUGGCCGGCGUGGAGUGCAGCCCUUUGGUAGAUGGCUACAUCCCUGCGGAACAGAUCGUGUGUGAGAUGGGGGAGGCCAAGCCCAGCCAGCACGCCGGCUUCGUGGAGAUCUGUGUGGCCGUGUGUCGGCCCGAGUUCAUGGCCAGGUCCUCGCAGCUCUAUUACUUCAUGACGCUGACUCUCUCAGACCUGAAGCCCAGCCGGGGGCCCAUGUCCGGAGGCACACAGGUGACCAUCACGGGCACCAACCUGAACGCGGGCAGCAACGUGGUGGUGAUGUUUGGGAAGCAGCCCUGCCUCUUCCACAGGCGCUCUCCGUCCUACAUCGUGUGCAACACCACGUCCUCAGAUGAGGUGCUGGAAAUGAAGGUGAUGGUGCAGGUGGACAGGGCCAAGAUCCACCAGGACCUGUUCUUCCAGUACAUGGAGGAUCCUACCAUCGUGCGGAUCGAGCCCGAGUGGAGCAUCAUCAGUGGGAACACACCCAUCGCCGUGAGGGGGACUCACCUGGACCUCAUACAGAACCCCCAGAUCCGCGCCAAGCACGGAGGGAAGGAGCACAUCAAUCUCUGCGAGGUUCUGAACGCUACUGAGAUGACCUGCCAGGCCCCUGCCCUCGCUCUGGGGCCCGAGCACCAGUCUGACCUGACGGAGAGGCCCGAGGAGUUUGGCUUCAUCCUGGACAACGUCCAGUCCCUGCUAAUCCUCAACAAGACCAACUUCACCUACUACCCUAAUCCUGUGUUUGAGGCCUUCGGUCCCUCAGGAAUCCUGGAGCUCAAGCCCGGCACACCCAUCAUCCUAAAGGGCAAGAACCUGAUCCCGCCCGUGGCUGGGGGCAACGUAAAGCUGAACUACACCGUGCUGGUCGGGGAGAAGCCGUGCACCGUCACAGUGUCGGAUGUGCAGCUGCUCUGCGAGUCCCCUAACCUCAUAGGCCGGCACAAAGUGAUGGCCCGAGUCGGUGGCAUGGAGUACUCCCCGGGGAUGGUGUACAUUGCCCCAGAUAGCCCGCUCAGCCUGCCCGCCAUCGUUAGCAUCGCCGUGGCCGGCGGCCUCCUUAUCAUCUUCAUCGUGGCCGUUCUCAUCGCCUACAAACGCAAGUCCCGCGAGAGCGACCUCACGCUGAAGCGGUUGCAGAUGCAGAUGGACAACUUGGAGUCCCGCGUGGCCCUGGAGUGCAAGGAAGCCUUUGCCGAGCUGCAGACGGACAUCCACGAGUUGACCAGUGACCUGGACGGAGCUGGGAUUCCCUUCCUGGACUACAGAACCUACACUAUGCGAGUGUUGUUCCCGGGAAUUGAAGACCACCCUGUCCUCCGGGACCUCGAGGUCCCGGGCUACCGGCAGGAGCGCGUGGAGAAAGGCCUGAAGCUCUUCGCUCAGCUCAUCAACAACAAGGCAUUCCUGCUGUCCUUCAUUCGCACGCUGGAGUCUCAGCGCAGCUUCUCCAUGCGUGACCGCGGCAACGUGGCCUCGCUCAUCAUGACGGUGCUGCAGAGCAAGCUGGAGUACGCCACUGACGUGCUGAAGCAGCUGCUGGCUGACCUCAUAGACAAGAACCUGGAGAGCAAGAACCAUCCCAAGCUGCUGCUCAGGAGGACUGAGUCGGUGGCUGAGAAGAUGUUGACCAAUUGGUUUACUUUCCUGCUCUACAAGUUCCUCAAGGAGUGCGCCGGCGAGCCCCUCUUCUCCCUGUUCUGCGCCAUCAAGCAGCAGAUGGAGAAGGGGCCCAUUGACGCCAUCACGGGCGAGGCCCGCUACUCUCUGAGCGAGGACAAGCUCAUCCGCCAGCAGAUCGACUACAAGACCCUGGUCCUGAGUUGUGUCAACCCAGACAAUGCCAACAGCCCUGAGGUCCCAGUGAAGAUCCUCAACUGCGACACCAUUACUCAGGUCAAGGAGAAGAUUCUGGACGCCAUCUUCAAGAAUGUGCCCUGCUCCCACCGGCCCAAGGCUGCAGACAUGGACCUGGAGUGGCGACAAGGAAGUGGGGCGAGGAUGAUCCUGCAGGAUGAAGACGUCACCACCAAGAUUGAGAACGACUGGAAGAGACUGAACACCCUGGCGCAUUACCAGGUGCCGGAUGGUUCUGUGGUGGCUUUAGUGUCCAAGCAGGUGACAGCCUACAAUGCAGUGAACAACUCCACCGUCUCCAGGACCUCGGCAAGUAAAUACGAAAACAUGAUCCGGUACACGGGCAGCCCUGACAGCCUCCGCUCACGCACACCCAUGAUCACCCCUGACCUGGAGAGUGGCGUCAAGAUGUGGCACCUGGUGAAGAACCACGAGCACGGGGACCAGAAGGAGGGUGACCGGGGGAGCAAGAUGGUGUCUGAAAUCUAUCUGACACGACUGCUGGCCACUAAGGGCACACUGCAGAAGUUUGUGGACGACCUCUUCGAGACCAUCUUCAGCACGGCGCACCGCGGCUCCGCCCUGCCCCUGGCGAUCAAGUACAUGUUUGACUUUCUGGAUGAACAGGCGGACAAACACGGCAUCCACGACCCGCACGUCCGCCACACCUGGAAGAGCAACUGCCUGCCGCUGAGGUUUUGGGUCAACAUGAUCAAGAACCCCCAGUUUGUGUUUGACAUCCACAAGAGCAGCAUCACUGACGCCUGCCUGUCGGUGGUGGCCCAGACCUUCAUGGACUCCUGUUCCACGUCAGAGCACCGGCUGGGCAAGGACUCCCCCUCCAACAAGCUGCUCUACGCCAAGGACAUCCCCAGCUACAAGAACUGGGUGGAGAGGUAUUACUCGGACAUCGGGAAGAUGCCGGCCAUCAGUGACCAGGACAUGAAUGCCUACCUGGCUGAGCAGUCCCGGAUGCACAUGAACGAGUUCAACACCAUGAGCGCGCUCUCCGAGAUCUUCUCCUACGUGGGCAAGUACAGCGAGGAGAUCCUUGGACCUCUGGACCACGAUGACCAGUGUGGGAAGCAGAAACUGGCCUACAAACUAGAACAAGUCAUAACCCUCAUGAGCUUAGACAGCUGAGAACCGUCCUUCCAGGCACCCCCUGGAGGGAGGGACACACCAAGCCGUGCCUCAGUCUAGAUUAUCAUCUUUACCAAGUGCAAGUUCCGACUGGCGUCAGCAGCCUCCCCCGAGCAGCGCUAUCUCUCUCUCUCUCUGCCUGUUUCUGUCUCCCUCUCCUUCCUGGAUCCCCUCUCUUGCAGUUGCUCUACCAACAUGACUGAGCCAAGCCACCGGCCCUCAGUUAGUCCAGGAUGCCCCCCCCGCCGUGAGGGACCUGGUGACCAGAAGACGUCAGAGGGGGCCCUCCUUCCCCGCUGAGCCCAUGCAUCAGCGGCAGGGCCCAAAUAUGGAUGAGGAUGAAGGAUGUUUCUGUACUGCUACUUCACCUUCCACGUUUUGAUAGCCCCGCCUUGAGCCGAACGCUGGCCUGCGGACGAGGCUGUGAGCUCUGUAUUACCUUCACUGGGAAGACGUCUCCUGGCCCAGGUUUCCAUCUCCAGGGGGUCUGUCAGUGGCAUGGUCCCUCUGCAACUGUGAGAAGAAAGGCUGCACCUCCUGCAUGUGGCUGGAGUGGGGAGCGUGACGCGUCGUGGGGUGCCUCGCAGGCUGUCUCCCACUUGUUGGGUUGGCAUCCAGAGGCCUUUUGGUUCCCUUCCAAUCUUCUUGGAGCCUUUCCAAGUGCCCAUAGGGCCCUGCCUGCCCAGUCUCCUCCCGGCCUGUGGAAAACCAGACAGGAGAAAGAAGAGCAGUUACAGCCCACUGUGGAGAUCCUCCCAACCUCCCAAUCUGGCUCACAGCGGCAGGAACGUAACACGUAGAGGGAGAGAAGAAGAGAGAGAGCUGCAUCCACCCUGGAAGCAGAACUGGCUGUUUUCCGUUUGCCACCACGUGCUAGCGAAUCACCACCACAGUCAUGGGUCUGAUCCCUUGCAGAUCCCCGAGUGCCGUCUGGAGGACACACCUCCAUCCUCCUUGGUCAUCGCUCAUCAGGGGUCAAGGUACAAUGCCGAGUGCACCUGGGAGAUUCUACCUCCAGCUCUCUCGGUGGCUCCCAUCCCCACUAUCCUUCCUGAGAACUCUGUAGAAAGUUGGGGCAGACAGCCUCGCCCCUGGCUCCCUGCAGAACCUGGUGCCGUUGCAGAUGCAGAUGACUUUGUCUCUGGACCGUUCAGACCUCCUUGGGAAUUAUUUCAUCAACAUCUCAGCUGUCUCUUUAGUCACUCUCCUCCCUCAGCUCUUUAGCAGUCAUCAUGGAAAGAAACACGCUCAAGCACAGCCUCGCAGAGACAAGCCAAAAUGCCAGCCCAGCUCAGUCCCGGGUUCGUCGUGUUUGGAAAGGAGCGAAGAAUCAAGAGGAAGGACCUGGCUGGAAAAGGGAGGAGGGACGUACAGCUGACCUUGGCUCUGGCGUCUGUUCCUCCAUCUGUCCUUCCAUCCACGGGUACAUCAUUUUAGCCAGCCAGACGAAUGUGUGCUCAGACAUGUGUCCUAGGUGAGCAGGGGCUAUAGUGAGAGACUGUCUGACGGAGGAUCGUGGAAACCUAUAACCUUGAAGGGACCUUAGACACCAUCUCCAUCUGUGGUCCAGUCUCCGCCAUAGACUCGCCCGGCAGCCCUGGUGUGGAGUUUGUGCACCACUCUGGGAGGCAAGCAGCGGCAGCAUCUCAGGUGGGGUUGGGGACAAGGUUCCACAGUCCCGUCUUCACUCCCCGAGCAUCAGACAUCCUCCCCUGCCAUCCACUCCACAGGGGCCCCACGUGGAAAGAGGAAGGAACCACACCAUUUCCAGCAACAUCUGUGGAGCACCGUGUGCUUAAAGAAUGCUAGCCCCUUUGGAUAUGAGUACGUGUGUGUGUGUGAUCUCAUGUGCACAUGCACGUGUGUGUGUGUGUGUGUGUGUGUCUGCCCCAGGAGUAGGCAGAGAGCUCAGAAAGCUUUCUUGUCCUAUCAGGGGGAUUUGAAGCAUCUUCCUUCCUGCCCUUGCUCACCAUUCAUUCUGCAACUUCGGGACAUUUCAACACUUGUUUUCUGUGCUGAGUGCAGAGGGGUGAGGUCACCUCUCCGUAGGAAAUCAGGGUGGUCAGUGGCCAAGGGGAUCCUGGACAGGACUGGAGGCCGGGCCGUGGUGACGCAGAGCAGGGCACGAUGUGGCGUCGAGCAGGACGAAUGAUGGGCAAAAUACAAGUAACCUAACGGACGGGAAGAGGAGAAUGAAAAAAUAUGCAUGUCAGGGGGGAAAAGCAUAACCAAAGGUUUUGGCAAAUGAAGUGGCAGGUGAAGAAGCAUGGAAUUUCUACCCUUGAUCAUUUGAUUUCCUCCCCAGAAGCCACAAGCCCUGGCAGGCCAGGAGGGAAGCAAGCCGGAGGAGGGCUGAGGAGGCACCUGGGCCGCUAAAAUAUUUUUGCACGUGUGAAGGGGUUGGGGAGAAGGAAGACACAAACAUAUUUAACACAGAUGUGCUGAAUGGAAGCUGAGUGUAAGUAUGUGUGUAUGAGUGUGUUUUGAAUUAUUUUUUAAGUUUUGCACAGUUAGAGAAAAAAAAUGAACAAGUAGGAAAAAGACUGUUAUCAUGGUUCUGCUGAAGCUUUUCUUUUUUUUUACCGGAUUAUUAUUAUUGUUUCGUUGUCGGUACAAAUUUUUUUCCCCAUGUCUUUGUUGUAAGAGAAACUUCAGUCACCUCGGGAGAAACGUCAGGAAGAAAGAGGGGAGGCGGGCGGACAAGUUUCCACGCCCUCCGCGUCUCU
Globicephala melas (long-finned pilot whale) is the source of this 8945-nucleotide messenger RNA. It is a transcript of the gene PLXNA4, whose product is annotated as plexin A4. Gene Ontology annotation, cellular component: semaphorin receptor complex; plasma membrane. Gene Ontology annotation, molecular function: protein binding; semaphorin receptor activity. The record is from RefSeq and is a predicted model, not a curated record. NCBI's taxonomy places the organism in Eukaryota, Metazoa, Chordata, Mammalia, Artiodactyla, Delphinidae. Gene Ontology annotation, biological process: negative regulation of cell adhesion; regulation of GTPase activity; semaphorin-plexin signaling pathway involved in axon guidance.